This is a messenger RNA of Limulus polyphemus (Atlantic horseshoe crab), 821 nucleotides long. Its product is annotated as ras-related protein Rab-14. NCBI's taxonomy places the organism in Eukaryota, Metazoa, Arthropoda, Merostomata, Xiphosura, Limulidae. The coding region runs from base 173 to 814 and encodes 213 amino acids. Gene Ontology annotation, molecular function: GTPase activity; GTP binding. Gene Ontology annotation, biological process: defense response to bacterium; Golgi to endosome transport; endocytic recycling. The transcript has 8 exons. The record is from RefSeq and is a predicted model, not a curated record. Gene Ontology annotation, cellular component: trans-Golgi network; Golgi apparatus; recycling endosome.
CUUUCAUUGAUUUUUUAUCUCGUAUGUUGUGUCACCACAUUUCAGCCAUAUUCGUUUUCCAUCUACUGUUGUGAUUAAGUGUAACACUCAGUGAUUCACUGUAGAAUCGUGGGCUGUUAUUUACUACAUCUGUCAGGAGAUUUAUCAGAACCAGAAAGCUUAAGAAGUCAUCAUGGCAGCAGGGCCUUAUAAUUAUUCUUACAUCUUUAAGUAUAUCAUUAUAGGAGACAUGGGGGUGGGAAAGUCAUGUCUUUUACAUCAGUUCACAGAGAAAAAAUUCAUGGCAGAUUGCCCUCACACUAUUGGAGUAGAAUUUGGCACCCGAAUUAUCGAAGUCUCUGGGCAGAAGAUUAAACUUCAGAUUUGGGACACAGCUGGUCAGGAAAGGUUUCGAGCAGUGACUAGGAGCUAUUACAGGGGAGCUGCAGGGGCACUUAUGGUUUAUGACGUUACCAGAAGGAGUACUUAUAAUCAUUUAAGCAGCUGGCUAACAGAUGCAAGAAAUUUGACAAAUCCGAAUACUGUGAUCUUCCUUAUUGGUAACAAGAGUGACUUAGAAGGCCAGAGAGAUGUAACAUAUGAAGAAGCCAAACAAUUUGCUGAAGAAAAUGGUUUGAUGUUUGUAGAAGCUAGUGCAAGAACUGGACAAAAUGUAGAAGAAGCUUUUCUUGAAACAGCUAAGAAGAUUUAUCAAAAUAUCCAAGAUGGAAGUCUGGACCUUAAUGCAGCAGAAUCAGGGGUACAACACAAACCCUCAGCUCCUCGAACUCUUAAUAGUGAUCAACUGCCCAACAAAGAAAGCUGUACAUGUUAAUAGUGUU